UCUCUUUUGGCAGCUAUGCGACGCAUUCAGUGUCUACUUGUGACUGACAUCAAUGUGCCACAAAUUGUUGAUUUUCGUGAUAACGUGACAUUAUCCUGCAGCUAUGACAUAAGUGGUCACACGUUAAAUUCGGUUAAGUGGUACAAAAACGACGGCGAGUUUUUUAGAUAUGCGCCGCUAAUGCAGACCGUUUUUCGCAAGUUCCCGGUGGCGGGCGUGCAAUUGAUCGAUAACAGCUACGAAUGCAAUGAAUCGUCGUGUCGUGUGGACUUGAAUUUAUUGGGCAUCAAAUCGACGGGCGUCUACAGGUGCGAAGUGUCCGGCGAUGCGCCGCACUUCAAGCUAUCCGAGCGCACGGCCAACAUGAGCGUUGAGGCUCUGCCUCAGAACAAUCCGCUCAUCAGCGGCUUCCACUCGAUGUAUCGUGAAGAUGAUUUCGUCCAGGUCAAUUGUAGCACAGAUUAUUCCAGUCUGGUGACCACGAUUAGCUGGUAUAUAAAUGGCAUCAAGGCCAGCAAAUUGGAUUUGCUGCCCAGUGAAGAGACAACGAUUACGGCACACGAUUACAAGCUGCGGCGCAUCGUCUCGCAGCUGAACUUUUAUGCCAGCGAGCCGCGUUUCCAGCAGCCGCAACUGCAGCGCCUGCAACAACAGCAACAGCGACAACAACAACAGCAACAUCAACAGAUGAGGCAGCAGAAGCCGCUGCAGCGACGCCUCGAGCUGCGCUGUGUGGCCGAGAUCGGCAGCUAUCCGCAGCUGACGCGGGAGUCCACUCUGCAGGCGCUGGUCAUGCGGGACGACAUCGAUCGCAAGAAUCAGGAGCUGUACACGUCAGGUGCGCCGCGGGUCGCUCUGCUCGGCGUUCAGCUGCUGCUGGCCGCGACGACCGCAGCGGCGGCAGCCAUCGGCAGCCGGUUGCUCUGCGAGCCGCUGACAUUUCAAUAUGGCGCCCGGAAGUUGACGCGCUGCAAAAUGGCGACACGRACAACUGCAGCUGCUACAACAACAACAACAAUAACAACAACAGCAACAGCUGCAACUCCAAUUUUUAGUUUUCACAUUUAACUCGAUCGGUUUAUUCACAAUUUUUCGUUUGUAAACUGUUUUCUAGCUUUAAGCAACUGAAAUGCACGUGAGAAUUUACAACUAAAACU
Molecule: messenger RNA, 1157 nt
Organism: Drosophila arizonae
Lineage: Eukaryota; Metazoa; Arthropoda; Insecta; Diptera; Drosophilidae
Gene: beat-Vb
Product: beaten path Vb
Source: RefSeq, a predicted model, not a curated record